GUAGAGUCGCAAAUCACACCGGUCAACGUACACACACGGUUCACAGCAACGCGUAUUCCACCGCCGCCGGCCUUUGAGCGAGCCGCCCGCGAUUGCAGAUUAUUAAUUUACAUCCGCAGAGUAAACUCGGCGCAGCCCCGGGGCACCUGUGUUGCGUUCGACCGUCCCGACACGCACCAUGCACUGCACCGUCACGUCCGUCGCUUACGCCGCGAUAGCGUUGAUCGCCGUCUCCACCGUUUUCAGCGCACACACCGUGAAGGCACAAAGUAGUGAGAAAAAUGAGAUACGUUGUUAUGUAUGCAAUAGCCAUAAUGACACGGCUUGUGCGCAGGAAAAACUUCCAGAUCGCUUUAAAACGGAAUGCUCAAAAUUAAAUAUAGGUGUUUCUGAAGAAAAUCGUAAAAAUUAUACUCUCUGUAGAAAAAUCAUACAAACAAUAGAGCCGAAGGUCAACGGAUUGCCAUCAGAUAAAAAUCGGAUCAUUAGGACAUGCGGAUGGGACGUUUCAAAUUACAAUAACAAAUGUUAUCAUCGAUCCGGAUUUGGUGGUAAACAGGACGUGUGCACUUGUUUGACAGAUUAUUGUAACUCUGCACAAAAGACAUACAUAGCGUUUGCCACUGUAGUGGCAGCAACACUCGCUAUACUUAUUUUGUAGAAAUUUAGAUAUUACUCUCAAAUACAAGACAAAUAUUUUUGAUUUAA
This is a messenger RNA of Melanaphis sacchari, 708 nucleotides long. RefSeq lists its product as uncharacterized. The transcript is spliced from 3 exons. Gene Ontology annotation, biological process: regulation of synaptic transmission, cholinergic; sleep; positive regulation of voltage-gated potassium channel activity. NCBI's taxonomy places the organism in Eukaryota, Metazoa, Arthropoda, Insecta, Hemiptera, Aphididae. The record is from RefSeq and is a predicted model, not a curated record. The coding region runs from base 179 to 661 and encodes 160 amino acids.